GUUAACAUUAACAUUGGUUAAACGAGUUUGCAAUAAAUUGCAUAUUUUGAGCACAAAAAAAGGAAGUUUGUAGCUUCCAGGAUAGGUUUUACGAGAAUUGAAUAAGCUUAGGGAUUCUAUAUGAAGGGUAUUUAUCUUUAUACUUCAUUCCUUCUUGGAAAAGGUUAUAUGGAGAGCAUGGAUAGCCUUGUAUAUGAGAGAGAAUAUGGAUAAGAACGUUCUAAGGCAGAUCUAAGCAUAAAUGUAACUAAGCAACUCGCAGCAAGGCCAACAACGUCGCGUUCAUUGCCAAAGUUGCCAAUGAAAGCCUCGGACCAAAGAAGAGAGUUCGGAAGAAAUGUGUCUUGUUCGAGAUAUAUGUAUUAUAAAGGAUGAACAAAAGAAUGGUUUUACUCAUUUUCGCCUUCUUGAUUCUCAUAUACGCAAGAGUUCCACAAUGAAAUCAACCAAUACGUGCCGUGUCGUUGGUCACAGUUGUUUCUUUUCACAUCCCGAGAAGUAGUCGCAUAGUUCCUUAAUGUACUACGCCUAUGCUUUGCCCCUUGGCUUCAACCUUCGUUGUGCUCAAAACUUCCUAGGAGAGAUAGACAGAGCAAUUCUUCAUCCGUGCAUAGUAAAAGUGUCUCAACCCCUAGAGGCUUCUCAAGAAACUAAUCUUGUCUCCUUUAACUCGUAAACACAUACUCCCAAGUUUCUUGUUCUUCUCUAAGUUUGGUUCAUCAUUACCUUGCUUGCUUGCUCCAUUCAUGGUGAUUCUCAGUGUAGAAUUUUCCUUUAGGUUUGAAUGAGCAUCCUUUUGUUUGCUUACUUUCCUGCAAUCUCCAAAAAUGGUCCUUUGUUACAAAACAUGGAGCAUUCUUUCACACUUUAGCUGCACAUCCCAUCUCUUUCCAAACUUUGUAAUUCAAUUCUUUCAUCACCAAAAAUAAUUAGAUCGUUUCCUCGAUUUCUUAAUAUAAACCGGUAUGGCUGUCAUGUUUCAGCAUAAUUCACUGUCAUCAUACCUGUCGGCAACUAACACACUCCAACUUUGGUCUUUAUUACGUGUUUUCUGAAAUUUAAUUUUCAAGACUAGCUAUAUCAAUUUUCUUUUUCUAAUUCCUUAUUUUUCAUGUUUAAUAAUAAGCAUUCUCGGUUCGAUUAUCGUCGUAUUACCCAGCCAGACCAGCCAUCUUACAUUAUUCCACCACCACCGCUAUACUUAUAUCAAGGCUUUUUUUAACGCCCUCUCUUUUCCAAACUUUUUCUUUUGUACUUUGCAUUCGUAAGCUUAGAACUGGCGACACUUUUUGUCUGCCUUUGCGGAAUUGAAUUUUUCUGUGUUUCUUAGAAGUUCACACCCUUGGUACACUUUUAUAAGUUGCAAAAGUUUCUUCUUUUCUUUCAGUUUUACCGUGACAUUCCUUCACCUUUUACGGUAAACGUUCUGAUCUUCUUUGUUAAUUAGUAGAACCGUUUAUUUCUGGUACAUUGUGUCUUUAUUUUCUUUCCUUUCUUGUUAAUAGAUAUACAUUGGUUCCUUUUCGUUCUUUUGCAAGCCUAUUUUUUUUAAGUUCUUGGGGAUUUCUCAUAGGAUACUGCUUUUUGUUUCUUACAGCCCUCCUUAUUUUGUGUUUACUCGUUUUAUAUGAAGCUCUCCAAUGAUAUUUUCCGCAAAAAUUCUCGAGAUGAGCGCAGAAGGAAACGCACGUCCAUAGACUAUCCGGACGACUUUUUGGCUUCUCCCGUUUCCACUCCUAAUAUCUCACCCGUAUCGCCAAAACGACUUUCUAUAUCCGAUUUUUCUUCUUUUCGUUUAUUUUCAUCUCCUUUUAAUUCUCCAAAACGUUAUGACAGCACGCAUUCCCGUCAACUCCCCAUGACACCCCAAAGUUCUCGUUUAUCUCCUUCCCGCCGUACCGCUUCUUAUACGGUGCGAUCAUCCCCUGCUCUUCCAACAACAAGUUCUGUCUAUUCCUACGAUGCUGACCCGAAUGGGACUGUUUCUUCAUUUCCCAAUGCCCUCCAUUCCAAUUUCUCCCCAAGUGACCCCUUAGAUACAGAUCCUUACCUCAUGUCCCCUGGUGGUCAAUAUACAGACGUGCAUCGCCCUUUACCAGAAACGCCAUCUCCAACAUCUCCUACUUCUCAUCCUUUACCUCGUCCACCGCUUUUGAACACCCAUUCAAACAAUUCUUCUCCAUAUAGUAGUAGUUCCUCGAACAGCUUUUAUACCCUUUACAAUGAGCUACCUCUUUCCUUUUCUCCUGAACCGUACUUACCUCUUUCUCCUACUCGUUCUCCCUCUCGAUCUACAAGUCCAUUUCGUACUGCAAUGAACGAGGCUGAUAAUUACUCUCUUUCUCAUAUUGAUUCCUUUGGGUGUUGGAGCGAUCCUUCAUUUACGGAUUUGACCUCUUCUCCUAGUCCAGCGAACUUUCCUUCACCCUCUCAAGAACUACAUAUUUCCAGGGAACUUCCUAAGGUUCCUGUUCAACAGUAUACUUCUGGCGAGAUUUCAUCUCCUUUAGUGUCACGCUCCUCAAGAGCCACUCAAGCGAAUGCUUUAUUUAGUAGUUGUCGUGAACCUUGGUCUCUGAAGAGACUUUUCUCAUGGUGCAAGGAAGAGGUUUUCCCUGCUCUUAGUGCUACAACGACAGAUGGCGCACCUCGGCAAGAGGUUGCCCAAAUAAUGGCUAUACUAUUUACAAUGUCAGUUGCAUCCAUGGACUUUCUAAUUGCUGAAGUCCUUGCAAAAAAUAUCAUAAGUGAUUGGAUUCAGAAUGGUUAUAUGAAAGUUACUAAUCUUGAAAAACUAUAUAUAACUUUUGUUGAUGAUCAGUUUCCUUCAAGCAGUGGUGUGCUUCCUAUUUUAACAAACGGUGGCUGUUAUUCAUACACUUGUCGUUCUAAAGCCUCUUCCUCUAAUUAUACAUGUUACAGCUGCAGGUGUGUAAGAAUUCCCGCCCAUAGACUUACUAGUACGCAAGGAGACUUCUGUGAUGAUUCUUGGAAUAUGUUUUGGAACCUCUCACCUCAGGACUCUUUGCCAUCGUCACUCACCAAAAAGGAAGUAGCCCGACAAAACAAUAUUCAUGAACUUAUAUGUAAAGAAUCAGAUUAUGUAGCUGAUCUUCAUACUCUUGCUGAACUUUUUAGGGAUGGGAUCGUUCAAGAGAAUUCCAUUGUACCUAGUAAUCGAGUGGCUGAUUUUAUACAGUCCGUCUUUGGAAAUGUCGAAUCAAUUCGUCAGUUACAUUCUCAAUUUAUAUUGCCACAAUUAAUUAUAAGAGAGCGAUUACAAGGUCCUGUAGUGUCUCUAAUCGGUGAUAUUCUUCUGGAGUGGAUACAAAUGGCUAAAGUAUCUUACAUAAAUUAUGCCAAGCAGUUUCCACUGGCUGAUGAAACUUACAAGCUAGAAUGCCAACGAAAUACUUACUUUGCUCGCUGGUUAGCAACCUGCAGAUCAGAUCCUCGUUGUCGUCGACUUGAUUUUCAGCACUUUCUACAAAGACCAACUCAACGUUUACAAAGAUAUACCCUUGAAUGGGAUACAAUUCUUAAGCAUACAGAUCCUACAAGCUGGGAUUAUCAACUAAUAAGUCAAGCUGAGAAAGAAUUAAGGGCAACCUGUGAAGAAUGCGAUGCGGUAAUUGCUACAGUACUUGAAGCUAACCGUAUUCGCGACCUUUCAUAUCAAUUGUUAUUUAAAAACCAUGAAAGUAUAAAUUUAGAAUUAAGAGAUCCAGAACGUGAAUUCUUCUUCGAAGGGCCUGUUUUUAGGAAAAGUGAAUCACGACUCGAUUGGAUUGAGAUACAUAUAUUUUUGUUGGACAAUUAUUUCAUUAUGGCCAAACCGAGAAGGGACAAGAGAACAAAUGCGAUGAAAUUUUUGGUGUCCAAACGACCUAUACCGAUGGAUCUUUUAGUUCUAAACCCUUUAACAGAAGAAUGGAACUCAAGGAACAGCUCUAACAAAUUCCUAGGAAGUUUGACUGGUAAUUUUCCGUACGAUGGGUCUACGAACGUUAGGUCAAAGAGAAAAAGUCGCCUUAACUUGGAUAUUCUUUAUGAUUAUAAUUCUGAUAAAAUGAAUGAGGGUUCCUUGAAUACAUUAGCACUUGAAAAGCAACAUUUUUAUCCUUUUACAGUAAGGCAUCUGGGUGGUUUAUCUUCAACCUAUACUUUGUAUACGGAAUCUUUACAACUUCGAAAACUUUGGAUGGACAAAAUUAAUUUUGCGAGAAAACGGCACGCUCAGAAGAUGCACAAAAAGAGCCCAUUUGCAUUACAAAUUGUGAGCGAUGUUUCUUUCCAGUAUCCUCCUGCUGAUUUAUCCCAUACUUUUGAGUCUUCUUCUCGAUCGCCUGAAAUAAGUUUGGUUGAGGGAUCCGCAGUGGACCGUGCGUUAACAAUGGCGGCUUGGCGCUAUCCUAUACACAACGAGGAUGACUUACCUGAAGCCAUUAACUAUGGAGAUAUAACUUGUAUUGCUCAGUUCGGAGGUGCGGAUGGGAAACUAUCAAUUUGUAUUGCUACGACGACGGGCGUCUUUCUGGGUUCUUUUGGAGGUAAUAGCAAUAUUCGUGAAUGGCGUAAAAUUUCAAGUCAUAGACGAGUAAUGCAAAUAGGAUUGUUAGAAGAGUUUGACUGUUUACUAGAGCUGCGUGACCGGUCGAUGUAUGCCCACAAAUUAAGUCGAGUGAUUGAAACUGGAACUUUAGAGCCCAAAGUUGCAAUACCCGUUGGUACUUCCCACAAUAUAUCUUUCUUCAAGAUUUCUAAAUUAACGGAAGGUGCGUCUAUAAAGCGAGAAAGAACGCUCAUUUUUUUCAAACAAGGAUCAGGUAAUGCAAGUUCUAUCCAUUGCUGUGAACCUGUUGUUGGGCUUGGUCAUCAUAAUCAAAAAGCUUAUAAUUUCAAACAAAAGAACGUCAGUUCUUUUCGUAUUCUCGAAGAAUUUCGAGUGCUUGCGGAUUGUUAUUCUAUGAAUUGCUUCAAGUAUUCUAUAGCCAUCAGUCGUCAAAAGGGAAUUGAUAUUGUACGUCUAGAUCCCAAGUUGGCUGUCAGUUUCCCUAGUCCCUCUGUUCUGACCGACCCUUUCUAUCGCUCACGUUUAAAUAAUUCGAAACCUCUGGGAGUUUUCCGCGUUCACGAUUCCACAAUAUUUGCUUGCUGUUACCAUAACGGAGCAUUAUUUGUUAAUGGCGAGGGAAGCCUAAUUAAGAAGGAUGCAUGGCUACAAUGGAUAGGUAGACCGAAUUCGGUUGCAUGUUACGAAGGAUACCUGUUAGCAUUUAGUGACGAUUUUAUAGAGAUAUGGAACUCUCGUUCUAUGAAGCAAGUACAAGUCAUUCAAGGAAACAAUAUCAGACUUCAUGCUAGUAACAGCGACUUACUUUCUGACGGAAAGCAUGUUAUGUUUAGUAUGACACAUCCUCAAUUCCAUGAUCGUCAUUUAAUCCUUGCACUGGACCUUGUGAAGGAAGAAAAUCUUAUGGAUGUAUAAGUAGCGUUUAGUUUUACCAAACACCCUAUUUAUUUUUUUAUUUUAUUUUUUUGGGAAAGUUUCAUGAAACGGUUUUUUUUUUAUUGUUCUUUCGUUGGUUGGUUUUGGUUUAUACUUUACACAAGGAUUGAUUGUUAAACAGAAUUGACCAUUUCUGAACCAUCAUAUUGUUAUUAUUUUUACUUAUUCUCCAUAUACGGUAUUAACAGAUACAUUUUAUCCAAUUAUAUAUGAAUUGUGAUGUUUACCAAAUAUAGAAUAUAUCGCAUCUUACUUUUAUUUAUGAUUUGGCAUAUCGAUUCCGGUAUUUUUGCAUUGGGAAAUUUAGUUUUUUAUUUAAAAUUUUUAUUAUCCAUAUAAUAAAUAGAUGAACCUUUUAUAUGGCUACUUUUGAGUUUUUGCAACACCG
Molecule: messenger RNA, 5897 nt
Organism: Schizosaccharomyces cryophilus OY26
Lineage: Eukaryota; Fungi; Ascomycota; Schizosaccharomycetes; Schizosaccharomycetales; Schizosaccharomycetaceae
Product: RhoGEF Rgf3
Exons: 1
Coding region: 1628-5488 (1286 amino acids)
Molecular function (GO): guanyl-nucleotide exchange factor activity
Source: RefSeq, a predicted model, not a curated record